AUGUCAGGGCAACCCGAAUCGUCCUCCGCUGGGGCAAGAAAGGCUCUCCAUGCCAAUGCCAACGGUACAGCGCCUGACUACGAACUGCCCUGGUUGGUAGAGAAAUACCGACCUGUCUACCUCGAUGAUGUUGUGGGAAACUCAGAGACGAUUGAGCGACUCAAAAUCAUCGCCAAAGAUGGGAACAUGCCUCAUGUCAUUAUCUCGGGAAUGCCCGGUAUUGGCAAAACGACCUCGAUCCUAUGUCUUGCGCGUACUCUACUUGGUGAUGCAUACAAGGAGGCUGUCCUCGAGUUGAAUGCUAGCGACGAACGAGGUAUCGAUGUUGUACGGAACAGAAUCAAAGGUUUUGCCCAGAAGAAGGUGACGCUGCCUCCGGGUCGACACAAGCUGGUGAUCUUGGAUGAAGCAGACAGCAUGACUGCUGGAGCGCAACAAGCUCUGCGAAGAACCAUGGAGAUUUACUCGAACACAACUCGCUUCGCCUUCGCUUGUAACCAAUCAAACAAGAUCAUCGAACCUCUGCAGUCGAGAUGCGCCAUCCUACGAUAUUCACGCCUGACGGACGCGCAAGUCGUGCAACGGUUGAUGCAAAUAAUCGAGGCAGAGAAGGUCGAGCAUACCGAAGACGGCCUGGCUGCUCUCGUGUUUAGCGCCGAGGGCGACAUGCGACAAGCCAUCAAUAACCUGCAGAGUACGUGGGCAGGAUUCGGUUUCGUCAGCGGGGACAACGUAUUCCGAGUUGUCGACAGUCCGCAUCCCGUCAAAGUUCAAGCAAUGAUCAAGGCAUGCUGGGAAGGGAAGAUCGACAGCGCUGUCGACUCGCUCAAGGAGUUAUGGGAUCUUGGGUACUCCUCACACGACAUCAUCAGCACUAUGUUCCGGGUGACCAAGACGAUUCCGACGCUUUCGGAGCACUCGAAACUCGAAUUCAUCAAAGAAAUUGGCUUCACUCAUAUGCGCAUUCUCGAGGGAGUGCAAUCUUUUCUGCAGUUGAGCGGCUGUUUAGCGAAAUUGUGCAGGAUUAACAUGAAGCCCGAAUUAUUCGAAGUGCCGACGUGA
Molecule: messenger RNA, 1062 nt
Organism: Cladophialophora yegresii CBS 114405
Lineage: Eukaryota; Fungi; Ascomycota; Eurotiomycetes; Chaetothyriales; Herpotrichiellaceae
Product: replication factor C subunit 4
Exons: 4
Coding region: 1-1062 (353 amino acids)
Biological process (GO): DNA-templated DNA replication; DNA repair
Cellular component (GO): Rad17 RFC-like complex; Ctf18 RFC-like complex; Elg1 RFC-like complex
Molecular function (GO): ATP binding; DNA clamp loader activity; ATP hydrolysis activity
Source: RefSeq, a predicted model, not a curated record